CGCAGUGAUCUCCCUGCACAAGACUUUUGUGGGGGCAAACAUGGCUUUUGCAAGAGGCCGUUUGGAGCAGGUCUUGGCGGCAGCCAAAGGCAAGGUUCAGGAGCCGGAGCUGUCGGAGGAGGAGAAGAAGCUGAAAUGGGUGGAGGAGACCCGCGUGCGCUGGCGCAAGACCUACGCGAGGCGUCAUGAGGAACUGAACCAGCUCGACGGGACGAAUCCCAAUGACGUGUCCUUCACGAGGUGGCUGUGUCCCACUGGACGUGUGAUGGAACGUCAAGAGCAUCAUGGCAUCAGGCCGAAAUCGGAUCACCCUUGAUGUGGUCUGUGGAAGCACGGCAGCGGUGGCACGAGAAGAACCCCAAAGCCACGUGGCGUGAAAAGGCUGUGGACCUGCAUGCUGCGUGAGAUCCAUCCGAGAUCCAUCCAGCGCUGAGGAGAGCCACAGCGUUCCUUCUCCAGGGUGUGUUUUCCAUGUGCUCAGUUGCAACUGGAAACAUCUCCAACUGGAGUUGGAUCUCAAGGCAAGGCUGCAACUAGACCGCAACUCGAUUCACUAGGCCGCAACUUGUGGCUGCUGAGUGAUGUCUCGUUGCAUCUUAAAGAUGUCGAGUCAGGUCACUGAGCGGGCGACAAAUCCGACGUCUUUUUGGG
Molecule: messenger RNA, 651 nt
Organism: Durusdinium trenchii
Lineage: Eukaryota; Dinophyceae; Suessiales; Symbiodiniaceae
Source: the annotation of a GenBank genome assembly